This is a messenger RNA of Acanthoscelides obtectus, 3763 nucleotides long. NCBI's taxonomy places the organism in Eukaryota, Metazoa, Arthropoda, Insecta, Coleoptera, Chrysomelidae. The record is from the annotation of a GenBank genome assembly.
AGGAGCAACAACUUUUGGUCCUUUUUGCCGGACAGCCGCUAUCUGCUGAACGAUGACACAUCAUGCAAACCGCGGUCGGUGGCUGGCGCGCUUUUCAGAAUAAAAUUAAUAACACGCCGUUCUACGUACAACGUGUUCAGCUGUUCAGUUGUCAAACCGCGUCCGUCUGAGCAACAGUGUGUUGGAUCGCGCAUUGUUGUGAUCGGAUGUAAAGCUCGACGUUUCAAACGGAUGAGCGUAAAACGUGACAGAAAAGCUUGGAAUAUAUUGUAUUUGUACACUUUUUCAAUGAAGCAAUCGACAGCUUUUAGUUCGAUACAAGCGAAUGUUAUUGGAACGCUAAAAUAAAAAGUUGACAAAGAUGGGUGCUGCGUUUCGUGCAGUUUUGACUGUGAUAUUAUUUCUUAAAUGCAUUCCUGAUCCAACAUGUGCCAUAAAAUGUUUCAAAUGUUCAGUAGCUGUACCAAUGUACUACACCAAAGAACCCAUCAGACUUUGUAAGGAUUUUGACUAUUCUGAUAAUUUCAUAGUCGACUGUCCAUAUUCAACGUUUUGCAUGAAGAGGAUAAGUACAGCUAAAAUCCCCGUACCUAUCAACGGCGUUGAACGAGACUGCGCCCUCCAAAAACUAGAAACGCAAGAAUACACGAACGGAAAAUGGCAUCCACUGAUCUCAAUCGAAGAACCGUACACAGAGGGCUGCGCCAGACAAGACGACAAGGGCGCGCGGACUUCCAUCAUUGAACACUGCUACUGCAGGGGAGAUCUAUGCAAUUCCGCACAUAGGACAACCGUAGCGAAAUGGCAGUAUGUCUUGACUGCUCUUAGUUUAUGGAUUUUAAAUCAUAUAGUUUAUAAGUAGGAUUUUUAUAUAGGAAAUAUGAUAUAAAUGUAAAGAUGUAUAUAAAUAUGUAUUUCAUGUAACGCUUCUCUUUAUGAGGUCUCUAUAGAAGUUACGUAUUUUUAAAGUAUCAUGGCAGUCUUUAAUAGACGAUGAAAUUGAAAGACAUUUGUAUUCAGAAUAAUCUGACAAUUUUUAAGCGCAGUAGAAUACAAUGCUUCUUGCAGAAUGUAUCCAUUCUCUGCAAAAUAAAAUGUUCCUAGGGUUAAUUUUUUUCCUGAGAAUCACCUGAAGAGCGAGAAUAGUUCCCGUAAGGCAAUACAACUCAUCCCACUUUCUAUCAAUUACUCCUACUUCCUCGUUUUCAAAAAUUGAUCCCCUGCUUGUUAUUCAAAAGUUUUAUGAAAAAAUCGAUCGCUAGUAAUUGUGUGUGCAAAAACACUUUCACCUUUGCUUGAAUUUCGACGAUCAGGAACCACAAGAGCAAAUGUGACAAAAAUUGUAACUGUAUCAGUAAAUUCUUCCAAGUCACCGAAAAUUAAUCUUGGAUUCGUAGUGACAAAUGACAUUUGUGUGAUGCUCCAGUUUUCAUCAUUUUUUGAACUCUUAUUUAUAUUUGAAAGCAUAUUAUUCUUAUUGGGAAACUAUGUAAAAAUGUCGAUGCUUGGUACGUUAUUGAGAUGUUAUACCUUCAUUUUUUGAGGAUGGGCUGAGUGUUAGAUCAAAAAAUAUUUUCAGAGUGUUGCAAAUGUUGUUGGAUAGAUAUUUUGGAAAUAGAAUUGAUGUUUAUUUUAAAAGCACUUACAAUUUAUUGAAGAUAUUAUACUAGAUAUAAAAGAUAAUAUAAUACGAUAUGAAUUAUCAAAUAUUAGCUUAAUAUUGCAAAAAUAGCUAUCUUGACGUUGACCAAUUACAGCUUCAUUUACUUAAUGAAAGCGCCUCGCAGGAGCAAUUUAAUAUCACUGAAAAACUAUUAACUUGUUGUAUAUGUGAUAGAUGAAACUGAAUUUGUCACAUAACAAAGUGAUAUAUUCAAAAUAAUAAUAAUAAUAAUAAUAGACGUCUUUAUUUAUCCACAAUUACAUUGUAGUAUAGCCAAAUGUCAGACUUAUAUGGCGAAGUUUAGCAUGCUGCUACUCUUACACUUAACCAUAUAGUCUCUAGCAGAUGUUCAAAAGAAUACACUAUCCACAAACAGAUUUGGUUCAUUACAUUGAAAGUAAAAUUUAAAAAAAAGAGAAAAAGGCAUACUUUCCAAACCCAAAUGCACCAAAAAAUUAUUAAUCUGAAUUAAAGAUGGAAUAAAAAAGAAAUGAAUGAUUACGUAAAUUAUAUGUUUGGAGGGUUGAGUAAUAAUGUUUUAACUUUUUGUCGAAAGACAGGUAAUGAAAAUUCUUUAUAUACUUUAGGAAGGUCAUUAUAAAUAAUAGAAACAAUGUAAGAAAAACUGCGUUUAAAAAGUGUAGAUGUAUGCAGGGGUAUUCUAAUAUUAUUUUCUCUGAGAGUUCUACAGUGAACACCAUUAUUAAAUGAAAUUUUUUCCUUCAAGUAAUUAGGUUUAGACGUGAGCAGCAAUUUGUGAACAAAAACUGAAUAGUGAUACUUGACCAUGUCAUUAAUUUUUAACCAGUUUAGAACGGGAUAUUUCGCCGAUACAUGAUCAAAUUUACGUAAGCCAAAAAUGAAUCGUAUACAAUUGUUUUGAAUAACUUGAAUAACGUUUUUAGUGAAAUUGUCUAAACAAGUAUAGUAUACGAUAUUACAAUAAUUUAGUAUAGAUAUGACUAAUGCUUCACAUAGUUUUUUACGCAUCUUAAAAUUUAGUAAAUACCCGUUUGCUAUAAGAGUGCGCAGCCGUAGGUAGGUUUUCUGAGGUAGACUAUUAACAUGUUCAAUAAACCUUAAUUUUGCAUCAAAAACAACACCAAGAAUUUUUGCAGAAUCAGAAAAUGCAAGAUUUGGUUAUUUAUCUGAAUGUUCAACAGCUGUGUUACAUUGUAUGUUUUUCUUUGUGCGCAAAAUAAUAACAUUUUAGAUUUUUGUGGAUUAAUAAGUAGAUUGUGAUCUAAAGAGUAUUUAAUUAAUUUAUUAACAUCGUUUUGUAAAAUUUGUGUAGUAUUAUUGACAUUAUCUGGGUUAAAAUAAUGAAGUAAUUGCGUAUCGUCUGCAAAUGACUGGACAUGAGAAUUAUCAAUACUUUUGCUUAAGUCGAACGUAUAUAUGAAGAACAGAAGAGGUCCCAAUACAGAGCCCUGAGGUACGCCUGAGGGAAUUAUUGUAUUAUUCAUGUAGUGCUUAAACAAUUCUUCAUACCACAAUCACAACUGAUAUUCCAAGUUCACAUAAUCAACAAGUAAAAUUAAGUAGUGCAAUAUUGUGUAGGUAUGUGAGCAUUAUCUAUUUUCUCAACUAAUGAGGAAAAUGUAUAGCAUACUGGAUAUUCCAGUCACAGUUGGAGAAUACCUGUGAGUCAGUGUAGUUAGGUAUUGUAAGGUUUGAGUAUAGUGAUACCAUAAAAAUAAUGUGUGAUAUCAUGAAUAUUAUAUUGCAUCUUUUAUAUGGUGAUAAAGCUAAAUAAUGUUCCAACUUCAAAUGUAAACAUCUUUUGUACCAACUUUUAAUAAAAUGCUUUAAAUGUAAGUAUCCAACAUUUUUUGCCUGUAAAGAAUAAUAUAAGUAUAAAUUGUAAAUGAAAAACAAACGAUUGCAAAGUUUAACCUACUGUCUUUGUAUUUAUCAUGGAAUAUGACAUCAGUAAAUACUGAUGAAUAGGGUUAUAUAGAAAUCCACUGAUGCUUAGAGCAUCAGUAAAUACUGAUGGUACAAACCACAGGAUCAGAUAAUGUUGCAAAAAAUUUCAUCACAUUUGUGGAGCAUAUACAUCAAAAGAGUAUAUGGAAAAUGUUCUGGACUGGAAAUAAC